Molecule: messenger RNA, 510 nt
Organism: Colletotrichum higginsianum IMI 349063
Lineage: Eukaryota; Fungi; Ascomycota; Sordariomycetes; Glomerellales; Glomerellaceae
Product: C2H2 finger domain-containing protein
Exons: 2
Coding region: 1-510 (169 amino acids)
Molecular function (GO): zinc ion binding; nucleic acid binding
Source: RefSeq, a predicted model, not a curated record
AUGCCACCUCGACACCAAACACUGCCCCCGGCACAGACCGCUGCUGCCCGCGAAGCUCUGCAAUCUUUCUACUGCAGCCUCUGCUCCAAGGGCUACUCCCGUAUGAACGACUAUGAGGCCCACCUUAGCAGCUACGACCACAGCCACAAGCAGCGCCUGAAGGAUAUGAAAGCCAUGGUCCGUGAUCCAAACGCAGGCGCCCGAGCCCGGAAAGCUGAGGCCAAGGCCGACGGACUUGUCAGCAUUAAGCUCGCUUCCAACGAACAGCCACAGCAGGCCGCCGCUGCGGGUGGUUUCAAAAAAGGUGGCUUCAAGAAAUCAGGCUUUAAGUCGGCAUUUGCCUCGGUCGACGCCCCUGCUAUACCCGCGCCGGAUGCGCCGAAAUCAAAAAUUGGCCAAGCACUGGAGGCAGACAGGCUUGCGAAUGCACGUGAACGGGAUGCUCAUGCUGAAAGCGAUACGGAAGAUGAGGGCUACCAAGUCUAUGACCCACGACAUCCGACCGACUGA